AUGCGCGUUUCUCAGGAGGACACCAGCGCGUCUGGCCGCCCUGUCAAGUACGUCGUGCACAGGUACAUCAACGGCGCCACGUGCCACCUCACCGGCCAGCCCCGCACCGCUGAGGUGCGCUACACGUGCCUGCGCGACUCAAAGGAGAACCUGAUCGCCUCUGUGCGCGAGUUCCCGACGUGCAACUACGUGGUGCUGCCCGAGGACUCGCGCCUGAUUUCGUGCGUCCCGCUGGGGGGCGCAGGGCAGGGGCAAGCAGAGGCGGAGGCGUUUGACAGCAGUGGCAAAGGCAGCGGCGGCGGCGGCAGCAGCGGCAUCGGGGGCGACGCCGAGCCAGUGGCUGAUAAAGCGGCAGCGACUGCGGGCGCAGCAGCAUCGGCGUCCCAGCAGGAUCAGCAGCAGGCCGCGGCUGCCCGGCCCAGCCCAGAGGCAGCGGCAGGAGUCGACGGCGGCGGCUUGCAGGCCGGAGGCGCGGUUGAUGGGGGCAGUAAAGGCGGCGGAGGCGCCGCAGAAGCAGGGGCCAUGGGGCGGGACGAGCUUUAG
Messenger RNA from Monoraphidium neglectum, 543 nucleotides. RefSeq lists its product as hypothetical. Gene Ontology annotation, cellular component: endoplasmic reticulum lumen. The record is from RefSeq and is a predicted model, not a curated record. NCBI's taxonomy places the organism in Eukaryota, Viridiplantae, Chlorophyta, Chlorophyceae, Sphaeropleales, Selenastraceae. Gene Ontology annotation, biological process: retrograde protein transport, ER to cytosol; endoplasmic reticulum unfolded protein response. Bases 1 to 543 code for a protein of 180 amino acids. The transcript is spliced from 3 exons.